GGUAAUCUAUAAUCUGUGCUGGAACCACUGAAACCAACAGCUCAAACGAUAGACUAAAUUACAAAUCCUCCAAAAGUGACUCAUUGUUUCCAAGUUUUUGCAGAUAAAAAUGAAGCUAGUGAGAUUUCUGAUGAAGCUCAGUCAUGAGACUGUAACGAUCGAAUUGAAAAAUGGGACUCAGGUUCAUGGAACUAUCACCGGAGUGGACGUGGCAAUGAAUACUCACCUGAAAACUGUUAAAAUGACGAUAAAAAAUCGUGACCCAGUGCAGCUGGACACACUGAGCCUUCGUGGAAAUAAUAUAAGGUACUAUAUUCUUCCGGACUCUCUGCCUCUGGAGACACUUCUCAUAGACGACACUCCAAAGGCAAAAGCAAAAAAGAAGGAGGCAGCGAGGGGUGCAGCUCGAGGACGAGGACGUGGUGGUCGUGGUGCACGUGGAGGUCGGGGUGGACGUGGCAGGGGUCGGGGUCGACGAUAAUCGUAAUCCCAAAGAGAUCCCCCAAUGUCACAAACAGUGGCUUUUCAAUUCAUCUAAUCUUAAGUUAAACUACACAAACUUACUGAAGUAAUUAGGCUUAAACUUGAGGCAAGAAAAUACAGAUUUCAACUACAA
This is a messenger RNA of Fopius arisanus, 616 nucleotides long. RefSeq names its product small ribonucleoprotein particle protein SmD1 (gene SmD1). Gene Ontology annotation, molecular function: RNA binding. The record is from RefSeq and is a predicted model, not a curated record. Gene Ontology annotation, biological process: RNA processing; spliceosomal snRNP assembly. NCBI's taxonomy places the organism in Eukaryota, Metazoa, Arthropoda, Insecta, Hymenoptera, Braconidae. The coding region runs from base 110 to 481 and encodes 123 amino acids. The transcript has 3 exons. Gene Ontology annotation, cellular component: precatalytic spliceosome; spliceosomal tri-snRNP complex; catalytic step 2 spliceosome.